Messenger RNA from Lodderomyces orthopsilosis Co 90-125, 849 nucleotides. It is a transcript of the gene ARD, whose product is annotated as Ardp. The transcript has a single exon. Gene Ontology annotation, molecular function: oxidoreductase activity, acting on the CH-OH group of donors, NAD or NADP as acceptor. Lineage: Eukaryota; Fungi; Ascomycota; Pichiomycetes; Serinales; Debaryomycetaceae. The record is from RefSeq and is a predicted model, not a curated record. Bases 1 to 849 code for a protein of 282 amino acids.
AUGGAUCCAUCAUCAUAUUACGCAUACGACAAUAUCGUCCCAUCAUUCAGACUAGAUGGCAGAUUAGCCAUCUUGACUGGUGGUUCAGGUGGUUUAGCCGCUGUUGUCGCUAGAGCCUUACUUGCACAAGGUGCCGAUAUUGCCCUUAUUGAUGUCAAUUUGGAAAGAACACAACAAGCCGCUAAGGAAAUUUUACUUUGGGGUGAAGAACAAAUGAAGGGCAAACACGAAUCUCCAAUUGGUCAAGUUUCUGCCUGGUCUUGUAACAUCGGAGACGCUGAAUCAGUCGAAUUGACAUUUAAAGCUAUUAACGAACAUCACGGUAAGAUUUCAGACUUGUUGAUUAAUUCUGCGGGUUAUGCUGAAAACUUCCCAGCUGAAGAAUAUCCUGCCAAGAAUGCUGAAUCCAUAGUGAAGGUUAAUGGAUUGGGUGCAUUUUACGUUUCACAAUCAUUUGCAAGACCUUUAAUUGCUGCCAACAAGAAAGGUUCUAUUAUUCUUAUUGGAUCAAUGUCGGGUACCAUUGUCAAUGAUCCUCAACCACAAUGUAUGUACAAUAUGUCAAAGGCUGGUGUUAUACAUUUGGUUCGGUCAUUGGCUUGUGAAUGGGCUAAAUAUAACAUCAGGGUCAACACUUUGAGUCCUGGUUAUAUUUUGACUCCAUUGACUAGAAAUGUCAUUGCUGGUCAUGCUGAUAUGAAGGCUGAAUGGGAAAGCAAAAUUCCAAUGAAACGUAUGGCUGAACCAAAGGAAUUCGUUGGAUCUAUUUUGUAUUUGGCUUCUGAUUCCGCCUCAUCUUAUACUACUGGGCAUAACUUGGUCGUUGAUGGAGGUUACGAGUGUUGGUAG